GGCCAGAUCCGCGGCGGUGGCGAAGGGGCUGAGGGGUUCGCUGCCAGCAGUUGCCAAGCUGUGGCGAUCUUGGCGGGAUGGUAUAGCCAGGCUUGCAGGAGGGCGGUGGGGCGCGGGCGGGAGCGAGGCGGCCGGGAAGGCCGACGCCGCCUGAGGGGCUUGGGAGCGGCGGCAGCAAGCUGAGGGGGCGUCGCCGCCGCAGGCCCCCGGCGCCGCCGCGGGAGGCCGCGCCCGCCAUGGCGGCCCGGGCGGUGCUGGACGAGUUCACGGCGCCAGCCGAGAAGGCGGAGCUGCUGGAGCAGAGCCGCGGCCGUAUCGAGGGCCUGUUCGGCGUAAGCCUGGCCGUGCUCGGCGCGCUGGGGGCUGAGGAGCCGCUGCCCGCGCGCAUCUGGCUGCAGCUCCGCGGGGCGCAGGAGGCGGUGCACAGCGCCAAGGAAUAUAUUAAAGGAAUCUGUGAACCUGAACUAGAAGAAAGAGAAUGUUACCCCAAGGCCAUGCACUGCAUUUUUGUUGGAGCAGAGAGCCUGUUUCUGAAAAGCUUGAUUCAGGAUACUUGUGCCGACCUCUGCAUUCUGGACAUUGGCCUUCUUGGCAUCAGAGGAAGUGCUGAGGCCGUGGUCAUGGCUAGGAGUCACAUUCAACAGUUUGUAAAGCUCUUUGAAAAUAAGGAGAACCUACCCAGUAGUCAGAAAGAAUCAGAGGUAAAAAGAGAAUUCAAACAAUUUGUUGAAGCCCAUGCAGACAAUUACACAAUGGAUUUGCUGAUUUUGCCCACUUCCUUGAAAAAAGAACUUUUGACACUCACACAAGGUGAGGAGAAUCUCUUUGAAACAGGGGAUGAUGAUGUUAUUGAAAUUAAAGAUUCUCAACAAACAGAGUUUACACAGAAUGCUGCUACAGGGCUGAAUAUUUCCAGAGAUGAAACUGUUUUGCAGGAAGAGGCAAGAAAUAAAGCUGGGACUCCUGUUUCUGAGCUUACACAACAAAUGGACACAGUCCUUUCUAGCUCACCAGAUGUGCUUUUUGACCCAAUAAAUGGUCUAAGCCCAGAGGAAGAGGCACUUUCCCAUGAGAGAAUGUGUCAGAAAAGGAGAUCUUCUGAUUCUGAAGAAAGGCAUACCAAGAAGCAGUUUUCUUUGGAAAAUGUUCAGGAGGGGGAGAUUUCACAUGAUGCUAAGACAUUGGCUGAAAAUGUAAUAGUUGACCUGUCUGAUUCUUCUACCGAUUCUGAAAAUUUAAGUCCAGAUACAAAAGACACUACUGAGGAAAUGGAAUACAACAUCCUCGUAAACUUCUUUAAAACCAUGGGCUAUUCCCAAGAAAUUGUUGAAAAGGUCAUUAAGGAGUAUGGACCAUCUACUGAACCAUUAUUGCUCUUAGAGGAAAUUGAAAAAGAAAAUAAAAGAUUCCAAGAAGACAGAGAAUUUUCAGCUGGUACUGUGUAUCCAGAGACCAACAAAACCAAAAAUAAAGGUGUUUAUAGCAGCACAAAUGAGCUUACAACUGAUUCCACUCCAAAGAAAACACAGACUCACACACAGCAAAAUAUGGUAGAAAAAUUUCCUCAGUUACCAUUCAAAGGGGAAGCUAAACCAUGUACCUCAAAUUGCAGAAUUAAUACUUUCAGAACAGUGCCCAUAGAACAGAAACAUGAAGUCUGGGGUUCAAACCAGAACUAUGUUUGUAACAUAGACCCUGAAACUGAUGGCCUUUCACCUUCUGUUGCCUCUUCAAGUCCCAAAGAAGUCAAUUUUGUUUCAAGGGGACCUUCAAGUCACCAGCCCAGAGUUCCUGUUUUUCCUGAAAAUGGUUUACACCAGCAGCCAGAACCCUUGCAUCCAAAUAAUAUGAAAUCUGCCUGUGAAAAACGUUUAGGAUGUUGUAGUUCUCCUCAUUCUAAGCCAAAUUGUUCAGCCCUUUCUUCACCAAUGCCACUGCCCCAGCUGUUACCUUCGGUUACUGAUGCAAGGUUGGCAGGACCUUCUGAUCAUAUUGAUUCCUCAGUUACUGGGGUCCAAAGGUUUCGAGAUACUCUAAAAGUACCCUACAAGCUGGAAUUAAAAAAUGAACCGGGGAGAACGGAUUUAAAACACAUUGUUAUAGAUGGGAGCAAUGUUGCAAUUACCCAUGGUCUGAAAAAGUUCUUUUCUUGUCGUGGAAUUGCAAUUGCGGUUGAAUAUUUUUGGAAGCUUGGCAACAGAAACAUCACUGUAUUUGUCCCUCAGUGGAGAACAAGGCGUGAUCCUAAUGUCACAGAACAGCACUUCUUAACCCAGCUCCAGGAGCUCGGAAUAUUAUCUUUAACUCCUGCCCGGAUGGUCUUUGGAGAAAGAAUUGCUUCUCAUGAUGACAGGUUUCUACUACACUUAGCGGACAAAACUGGUGGCAUAAUUGUAACAAAUGAUAAUUUCAGAGAAUUUGUGAAUGAAUCGGUCUCUUGGAGAGAAAUUAUUACAAAAAGGCUGCUGCAGUACACAUUUGUGGGGGACAUAUUUAUGGUUCCCGAUGAUCCUCUGGGAAGAAGUGGACCUCGAUUAGAGGAGUUCCUUCAGAAGGAAGUCUGCCUUAGAGAUAUGCAACCCCUACUCAGUGCCCUGCCAAAUGUGGGCAUGUUUGACCCCAGCUUCAGAGUCCCUGGCACCCAGGCAGCCAGCACCAGCCACCAGCCUCCAACUCGGAUUCAGGGAGCACCUUCAAGCCACUGGUUCCCUCAGCAGCCCCACUUCCCACUGCUGCCGACCCUCCCCAAUCUCCAGCAGAACCUGCCCAUGCCAGCUCAGAGAUCUUCUGCGGAAACCAAUGAGCUGAGGGAAGCCCUUCUGAAGAUCUUCCCUGACUCGGAGCAAAGACUGAAAAUUGACCAGAUCUUGGUGGCCCACCCAUACAUGAAAGAUCUAAACGCUCUCUCUGCCAUGGUAUUGGAUUGAAGAUUGUGCUGAGAAGCUUGUGCUCAGGGCUGGCUGAUCAAACUCAAGCUCACACCUGUACCUGUUGGGAAUGAACAUAAUGUGAAGAAACUUAUUUCCCAGUGUAAACGCAGUUGUAUAGAAAAAAAAGUUUUGUGUAUAAAUCUGGGUUUUCAAAACCAGCUUUUUUCUAUAUAUAAAUUAUGCUGCUAUUACAGAUUUAACAUUUUCUGUUAAAGGAAAGUCUACAUUUUCUGCCUGUUCAGAACUGUUUAAUAGCAGUUACUCUUGAGUGUAUUUACCUUUUUAUGUUUUUUAAACUAUUUUCCUUAAAGCCGAAAAUAUUGACAAAUGGAUAUGGUUAGCCUUUAUAAAUAAAAAAAAAUUAAAAAAAAGAGUUGCUUUCUUAAGGAAAGCAAGACCUCUUAAAGUAUA
Molecule: messenger RNA, 3341 nt
Organism: Cebus imitator (Panamanian white-faced capuchin)
Lineage: Eukaryota; Metazoa; Chordata; Mammalia; Primates; Cebidae
Gene: N4BP1
Product: NEDD4 binding protein 1
Exons: 7
Coding region: 237-2927 (896 amino acids)
Biological process (GO): negative regulation of proteasomal ubiquitin-dependent protein catabolic process; negative regulation of protein ubiquitination
Cellular component (GO): nucleus; PML body
Source: RefSeq, a predicted model, not a curated record